CGGAUGAGGCCACUUUCUAUUUCCGGGUCGCGCUCCUCUGGCUGGAGGCAAGAUGGCCGCGCGGUGCUUGUGGAGGAGGCUUUGCCAGGGAUCAUCUUUUCCUGUCAACUAUGCAAGCAGAGUUAUGCAAAAGCAAUGUUUUCUUCCAAACUUUGACUUGGUGGGAGGACGAUUCUCUGGAUCCCAUGUUCAUACAGAGGAACCUAAGACUAAUCCUCUGGUGUCUAUUUCAGAUGAACCAGAAAUACUGUACCGGAGACUGUCCCUUUUGGUUAAAGGCCACGAUAAAGCUGUGUUGGACAGCUACGAGUAUUUUGCUGUGCUUGCAGCUAAAGAACUUGGCAUCACUGUUGAAAAAGUACAUAGACCUCCAAAGAAGAUAGAACGACUUACGCUUUUAAAAUCUGUGCACAUUUACAAGAAGCACAGAGUUCAGUAUGAAAUGAGAACACAUUACACCUGUUUGGAGGAUAAGAACUUUCUCAGGGAAGGGAAGAUGCUGCAGGUAAGUCAUUGUCGUGGUGGUAACUGAGAGUUCUGUUCUCCGUGAGCGUGCUUGAUAUUUUGAACACUUUUGCCCUGUGCAACACCAUGUGACAAACUAAAAUUGUAAGGGGAGAAAUACCAGAAAGGAAGUGUGUACAAACCACUAGUUCUGUGGCUGGUGACGCAGACUUAUAUAUGGUUUAGUAUGCAGCUGUGGUUGACCUUCUCAGAAUAAAAGUUUACUGCCAGCUUUUUGUGGCCUGUAGGUCUAUUAUGGUGUAGUUGUGCUUAGUAAAAUGUGUCUCUGCCCUCAGUCCUCAGACAGUAGAGCAUUGCUGAUGGCUGCCCACAGACCAUAAACACAACUUCUGCUUUCCAAGAGAAACUAGAAUCAAGAACAUGGUAGAGUUCUGGAGUUGGGGGAUUUCAAUCCAGCUUGAAUUUUGAGAGUAUAAAAAAGCUGUGAGUUCUUGCCUAACCUGCAGUUUGAUCUGAUUCUUGCACUAUUAAGGUCCAUUUCUAUCAUGAUCAAUACGUAUGAGCACACAGUAUAUAUACAGUUCUGCAUGGAAUUGCUACUUUAUACUUGCAUAAGAUAAGUACUGCUUACCUGCCUGUGUUGAAUUUUAUGGGAGCUGGCUUAGUGUAAGAUGCUUGGACCCGCUGCAAAAACUAGAGAAGUCAGAACAAACUCCUUUUUUUCAUAUUCCAUUUGAAGUAUUAGUAAUAGUCUUUCACUAAAAAAGCACAUUGCUUCUG
Lagopus leucura (white-tailed ptarmigan) is the source of this 1245-nucleotide messenger RNA. It is a transcript of the gene MRPS10, whose product is annotated as mitochondrial ribosomal protein S10. Bases 53 to 532 code for a protein of 159 amino acids. Gene Ontology annotation, molecular function: structural constituent of ribosome. Gene Ontology annotation, biological process: translation. Gene Ontology annotation, cellular component: mitochondrion; ribosome; mitochondrial small ribosomal subunit. The record is from RefSeq and is a predicted model, not a curated record. The transcript is spliced from 6 exons. Lineage: Eukaryota; Metazoa; Chordata; Aves; Galliformes; Phasianidae.